This is a messenger RNA of Eruca vesicaria subsp. sativa (arugula), 1111 nucleotides long. NCBI's taxonomy places the organism in Eukaryota, Viridiplantae, Streptophyta, Magnoliopsida, Brassicales, Brassicaceae. The record is from the annotation of a GenBank genome assembly.
UAGCUUACUUCCCUGAUGUUGAUUUAGUAGAGGCACACAAACUCACGCACCCACACAUACUCUAGAAGCACGAGAAAAACUAUCCAAGAUGAAACGAAAGAGAUGUGACAUGGAAGAAACAACCAAGAAGAAAAAGAUGACAGAGAUUGGAUCGGCCAUUGAAGAGCUCUCUGUUCUUUCCAUAGCCAAGACCACAAUAGUUACCACCGAAACAGAAGCCACCAACAUCAUCAAUUUACCUUUGAAGCCUCUCCUCUCUUUCUGCAAAUUAAUCGUCCAAGUUCUUGAUAAGAUUGGCCCGAGAAUGGCUGUUCUCCGACAAGACAUUGAUCAAAAUAUUCAAAGAUUAGAGACGAUGUGGGAAACUGAUCCUAUUGUAUACUCAAAUUUGGUUGAGAUACUGAGUAAAGAAGCGAAGGAAGGAUCCUCUAAGAAGCUUAAAAGCUGUAGCCGAGCUGCUGUUUGGCUAAUCAGAGCGAUGGAUUUUACAUUGGCCCUAUUGCAACGGCUUGUCAAAGACAUGUCACAAAACAUGCAACAAGCCGUAGAAGAAAGUUAUAAUUUGACUAUAAAACCUUGGCAUGGAUGGAUCUCUUGUGCUGCUUUCAAGGUGGCUCUUAAGCUUGUACCAAACAACAAGACAUUCAUCAACGUACUUGCGGGUAAAGACGAGAGUCACCAAAUGGUUCAGGAUGAUAUAAGAAGUUUAAUUGCUUUGCUCAUUCCACUUCUAAGCCAACUACAUUCUAUUUUGGUACGACUAUUAUUGUUAUUAUUAUCACGAACAGAGAAGAGAGAUACAGUGUUGUGCAUAUAUAUCUUUGUGAUUAGUUUUGAUUUGUGUCUCUGAUUUAUUGGUUGCGCGGUAGGAAUUAUAUGAAGUGCACAAACUAAAGUCAACGUGAGAAAGGGAACCGAAGGGAAGGACUUAAGGGUAUACUUUGAUUUGUAACACAAAGUCUAACUUGUAGCAUCAUUUCUCUGAUGAGUUUUAUCAAGAAUUCUUCGGAUGAGUUAUUUAUCAUGCAUGCAAUGAUGAUUUUUUUGGUACAUGAGUUUGUAUGGAUCAUAUAUACAUGUAUUGAUAAUCAGUUUCAUGUUUCACCCAAAC